Molecule: messenger RNA, 4979 nt
Organism: Oncorhynchus nerka (sockeye salmon)
Lineage: Eukaryota; Metazoa; Chordata; Actinopteri; Salmoniformes; Salmonidae
Product: high-affinity choline transporter 1-like
Exons: 8
Coding region: 88-1860 (590 amino acids)
Biological process (GO): acetylcholine biosynthetic process; synaptic transmission, cholinergic; neuromuscular synaptic transmission
Cellular component (GO): dendrite; axon; plasma membrane
Molecular function (GO): choline:sodium symporter activity
Source: RefSeq, a predicted model, not a curated record
CUUCUGUUCUUCUCCUCUCCAUCCCUGGCACAGGUCUCAAUGAAAAGCAGUUACUCGCACAGAGACUAAUCACGGCAGUGGAAGAGGAUGGCCGUCCACGCAGAGGGGAUCGUGGCUAUAGUGAUAUUCUACUUGCUGAUUCUGGGCGUGGGGAUAUGGGCCGCGUGGAAGAACAAGAACUCAGGGGUGUCGGAGGGCCAGGACCGCAGUGAAACCAUCAUGGUGGGCGGGAGGGACAUUGGGUUGUUUGUCGGUGGAUUCACUAUGACCGCUACAUGGGUGGGCGGCGGCUACAUCAACGGGACCGCGGAGUAUGUCUACCUGCCUGACUUCGGCCUGGCCUGGGCACAGGCUCCCUUCGGAUACGCCCUCAGUCUGGUAGUAGGUGGCCUGUUCUUCGCCAAGCCCAUGCGCUCCCGGGGAUACGUCACCAUGCUGGACCCGUUCCAGCAGAUAUACGGGAAGCGUAUGGGGGGGCUGCUCUUCAUUCCGGCGCUUAUGGGGGAGAUUUUCUGGUCCGCUGCCAUCUUGUCAGCGCUGGGGGCUACUCUGAGUGUGAUCGUGGACAUUGACAUCAACAUGUCAGUGGUGAUCUCAGCCCUAAUAGCUAUCUUCUACACCCUGGUGGGAGGGCUGUAUUCUGUAGCCUACACUGACGUGGUCCAACUCUUCUGUAUCUUCCUGGGACUGUGGGUCAGUGUGCCAUUUGCUCUGUCCAACCCAGCCGUGUCAAGCAUCAGUGUGACAGCUAAGGAGGCUGUGUACCAGACACCCUGGCUGGGUAAGAUAGACUCAGCAGACACCUGGAUGUGGAUCGACAACUUCUGUCUUCUGAUGUUGGGGGGGAUUCCGUGGCAGGUGUAUUUUCAACGGGUUCUCUCUGCCUCUUCAGCUACCUACGCCCAGGUACUGUCCUUUAUCGCUGCCGCAGGCUGCCUGGUCAUGGCUGUCCCCUCCGUUCUCAUAGGAGCUAUAGGAGCCUCCACAGACUGGAACCAGACUACAUAUGGGGCAAUUCCUCCCAAAGAGAAGGACCAAUCAGAUAUGAUCCUGCCCAUCGUGCUGCAGCACUUGUGCCCACCCUGGAUCUCCUUCUUUGGUCUGGGAGCGGUGUCUGCCGCUGUGAUGUCAUCAGCUGACUCCUCCAUUCUAUCGGCCAGUUCCAUGUUCGCCAGAAACAUCUACCAGCUGGCCUUCAGACAGUCUGCGACAGACCGUGAGAUUGUGUGGGUGAUGCGUAUCACCAUCUUUGUGUUCGGCGCUCUUGCCACCGCCAUGGCGUUGCUAACGGGGACCGUGUAUGGCCUGUGGUACCUGAGCUCCGACCUGGUGUAUGUUAUCAUCUUCCCCCAGCUGCUCAGCGUGCUCUUCAUCAAGGGAACCAACACAUACGGCUCGGUGGCCGGCUAUGUCUUUGGUCUGCUGCUGCGUAUCGGGGGAGGGGAACCCUACCUCAAACUACCCCCCUUUAUCUACUACCCUGGCUGGGUGCAACAGGAGAAGAUCCACCACCUGACUGGAGAUGUGGAGUACUUCAUCCAGCAACGCUUCCCCUUUAAAACGGUCUCCAUGCUGGCCUCCUUCCUGGGUAACGUGGCCUUCUCCUACCUGCUCAAGUACCUGUUUGAGUCUGGGACUCUGUCUCAUAAGUAUGACUUCAUGGAUGCUGUGGUGUCCAAACACAGUAAGGAGAUCAUGGACAAGACCACGCUGGUUAGUAGUGACAACAUCAUCCUGUCGGAGAUGGCGCCGGUCAAAACACACCUCAGCAACUCACUGGCGGGGACAUUUACGAACACAGAGGCUCUCAGUGACGAUGACGAGUCCAGCCCUGAGUCCUUAAACAACCACCAUGAGUAGAGACCAGGACCAGGACCAAGACCCAGAGCCAGACCUGGACCCAGAACCAAGUAGAGCCAAGGUCAGGGGUGACCAGCCCUCCUGGAGAGAUACCAUCCUGCAGAUCUUUGCUCCUGCUCUAACAUACCUGAUGCUAUUAAUCAGCUACUCAACAAGAUCUUCAACAGCUUAACCAGGUGUGCUAUAGUAGGGCUGGAGAAAAAGCCUGCAUACCCAAUAGCUCUCCAACAGAAGGGUUAGCCAGCCCUGAUAUGGAGCCUUUAACUGAGACCCAGAGAAGGUCUGUCUAGCAUCCAACCCCCUUGUAUUCUCAUCAUAUCAACCACUGACUGACUCUCUAAAUCAAACACCACCGCCAUUUUAGUUUUCUGUUUUCAGUGUCUGGUCAUGGCUGUCCCCUCCGUCCUCAUAGGAGCUAUAGGAGCCUCCACAGGUUCACACACAUGAACACGCAGGCACACACACACACACACACACACACACACACACACACACACACACACACACACACACACACACACACACUUCCUCGUUGAGUUAAUUAAACAUUACAAGACAUUUUGUUCAAAUAUCCAUGAAUGCACACAUUAUUUACUAAAGGAAAGUAUGAUAAAAAAAACACAUCGUUCUCUAUUAGUUUAUUCCCACAAAGUAACUCAGCUCAGAUGUAUAAACCAACAGGCAGGAUACAGUGGGAUAUAAACAACACCAGACUGCUCCUGUCAUACAGCACAGAGAAGAAUUCAUUAGGAGCUGUGACUUCUGUGAAUAUUACAUCAGAAGGAAGACUAACUAAUUAGGUUGAUCUGAAGAUUCUUCAUCAAAGUCAUCGUUAAUCGACAGCUGUUUGUUGAGGUCCAGAGGAGAGAGGGAAAGGGUCUAUCUAGCCAUCCAACCCUCUCGUGUUUGCAUCAUAUCAACCACUGUCUGACUCUCUGUAAAGCAAACACCACCGCCAUUUUAGUUUUCUGUUUUCAGUGCUGCUACAGUAAAUUGAGUUAAUGUAAAGGUAAGGUAAGUAUAACUGAUCUUGGUUAACCCAGAAUUGAAAUCUUACGUCAUUUCAGCUGCGUGGUUAAGAUCUGGGUCUAUAUGUGUUAGAAAUGGAAAGCUUUCGGUUUGCAAAGUCUAAGCACACAUGCGAAGCAGUAGAAGCGAAGCAGUUUAAGCACCGCCUUUUCCCAAUCCUGAUACAUUCAAAUAACCAGUGACGAAAACCCAAACACUGGAACUACUGUUGCUUGUUGUCCAAUGCAUCCAAUCCCUUCGCAAAAGAUGAUAUGGUUUACGAGCAGAUAUCUGUCCACAAGAGUUUACAGAUAACUGUCUGUCUGUCUGUCUGUCUGUCUGUCUGUCUGUCUGUCUGUCUGUCUGUCUGUCUGUCUGUCUGUCUGUCUGUCUGUCUGUCUGUCUGUCUGUCUGUCUGUCUGUCUGUCUGUCUGUCUGUCUGUCUGUCUGUCUGUCUCACUAGGGAGGUCUGAGAGGGACGCCAGCCCAGAGGGUGAUGAGAAUAGUGCAAUAUUUAAGUGUGUGUGUGUGUGUGUUUGUGCGUUUGUGUGUGUUCGUAAAAAUGUACUUAUAAUUAAUUUACUAAUAGAGCAAUAAUGAUUUUAGAGUCGAUGCUGUACAUAGAUCUAGAUAUCAAUAUCAGUCAUUCAAAACCGUUGAUUGUUUUUUAAUUAUUGAGAACAAAUAGAUUUCAAGCUCUUUUUAAAUUGUGCGCUCUUAAUCCAAUUUACACACAAUCACCAGGUACAGGUUAAAAUAUUCAGUACUAACAUUAUUUUCAUAGUAACUGGAUUUGAACAGGGUUGAAAAGCCAAAGCCAAAUUCUGUUCCAUGUUGUGCAUGUGCCAAAAUCCUCCUCUCUGCAGGUGUUGAAGUUCAAUACUGUGCUGUUGUGUUGGAGGGGAACGCUUGCUUUAUUUCACAGUCCUAUAUCAGAUUAUAAGGGCCAGGUUUUACUCAGUAUGUGUUAGUAAUAUAGGUGAACAAGCCUUUAAUGCUUUAUUAAUGGGUGUACUGGUUGAAAUUGGACCUAGCUGUGGCUUUAGGUAGUCCAUCUGCUUCCCAAAAUUACACCCUAUUACCUAUGUAGUGCACUACUUUUGGCCAGAGCCACAUAAGGUUGGGUAGUGUAGUGUAUAUAGGGAAUAAGGUGCCAUUUGAGAGUGGCCCCAUGAUGGUUUGUUCCCCUCUAAACUGUCAUUGACUGCAGAGCGGCAGCAGAGCGGCAGGGGGGCUUGUGGAGGCUGAGUUGUGAUUUCCCCUCCAGGGACCGUAUCAAUAACCCGUUGGCACGAUCAAUUAAAUUCUGCUCUGUCCAUCUGCCCUGAGGACAUUUGAUUAGUGUUUUUUAGCUGGUUAUGAGCUGAGACAGGAAAAUAACAGCAUUGGUUGUUUUGGUGUCAGUGGUUGUAGUGAUUGGAAGCAGAGCUGGUCCUAUGCUGAGUGAAUUAGCUACCUAUCUGUUAUCCCAGUUAUUACAGUUUGAUGGGUGAACACUGAGGAAGGUCUGUUGACCAAAACAUUGGUCAGAGAAAACAGAUUUGAGAUUGUGAUGGAAAUUGCAGUUAUUUGAUGUUGUUGGGUAUUUCUGUUCUCUGGUUGACUCCUCCUACUGUAUUUGCUGGUAAGGUCUGCUGGUGUUUACAGUCUUAAGUUAUAGUUUGAAUCUGUUUGAAUCUGUUGAAUUAUGCCCUUAAUAUAGGUAGUAUUGGGAGUAUUGGGAGCUGGUCUGAUGCUAUAUUCGAAGUGUCAGAGUGGAAUUGUGUGUCCAGGCAAUCUGUACAAAAUUAGAAUGUAAAGUCUCCUCUCACCUUCACCAAGGAGACAGACUCUGUGCUGUUUUAUCUUCUAUCACUGGAAAAUAUAUCAUUGUUUAAACUAAAGAAUAAGAAACAUAAUCAUGUCAGUUGCUCGGCUGGCUAUCCUAAAUGUGCUUCGAUGUUGUAAAUGGAAAUGUCUAUUUUUGUGUGAUACAUGUAUAUACCAACAAAGUCAGCAUAUGAACAAAUGGAUCAUACUUAGACAUGAUUUAUCCUUUUGGUGAGGAGAAAUAAAAGCUAAGAAUGUAUUUAUUACUUAUGCAGUGUCCAUAAAAAUGAUGGUGAUGAAUA